Messenger RNA from Lepidothrix coronata (blue-crowned manakin), 3235 nucleotides. It is a transcript of the gene FOXO6, whose product is annotated as forkhead box O6. NCBI's taxonomy places the organism in Eukaryota, Metazoa, Chordata, Aves, Passeriformes, Pipridae. Bases 372 to 2213 code for a protein of 613 amino acids. Gene Ontology annotation, cellular component: nucleus. The transcript is spliced from 2 exons. Gene Ontology annotation, biological process: regulation of transcription by RNA polymerase II. Gene Ontology annotation, molecular function: DNA-binding transcription factor activity, RNA polymerase II-specific; RNA polymerase II cis-regulatory region sequence-specific DNA binding. The record is from RefSeq and is a predicted model, not a curated record.
CCGCCGAGCCGGGAACCGCUCCGGAGCUCCGCGGCUGGUAAAAACCGAACCAAAACCAAAUCCGAACCAAAAAAACACACUCCCGCUUCGGCCGGGGCUGGAGAGGCGGCCGAGGACCAUGCAGCGCGUCCCCCGGCUCGGCGCUCCCGGCAGAGCCGCCUCCUAGAGCCGCCGGACUCGGGGCUCCCCCCGCCAGGACCCGAGCGGCUCCUCCUUCCCCUCUCCCCUCCAGCCGGGCAAGGAGCCCGCCUUCGCACUCCUCUCCCUCUCGAGAUUUUGGGUUUUUUGUUGUGUGUUUAUUUUUUUUUUUGAGUGGAAACCGCCCGUAACUCCGGGGGGGGGGGCUGUAGGGGGACGGCGGGGAGGGGACCAUGGAAGAAAAGCUCCAGGCGCAUCAGGUGGAGAUCGACCCGGAUUUCGAGCCGCAGAGCCGGCCCCGCUCUUGCACUUGGCCUCUCCCCCACCCCGACUUGGCGGCGGAGGAAGAGGAUGGGGGCGCGGGGGGACCCCCGACGCUGGCGGCCGGCGGAGACGGAGCCGAGAACGCGGCGGCCCCGGUGGAGCGCAGAGUCGCCGCCGCGCCCCCGCCGCCCCCCGGCGCGGAUGUGGGGCAGCUCCGCAAGGCCAAGACCUCCCGGCGCAACGCCUGGGGCAACCUUUCCUACGCCGACCUCAUCACCAAAGCCAUCGAGAGCUCGCCGGAGAAGCGCCUCACCCUCUCGCAAAUCUACGACUGGAUGGUGCGAUACGUUCCCUACUUUAAGGAUAAAGGAGACAGCAACAGCUCCGCCGGCUGGAAGAACUCCAUCCGGCACAACCUGUCCCUGCACACCCGGUUCAUCCGCGUGCAGAACGAGGGCACCGGCAAGAGCUCCUGGUGGAUGCUGAACCCCGAGGGCGGCAAGACGGGCAAGACGCCGCGGCGGCGGGCGGUGUCCAUGGACAACAACAGCAAGUUCCUGCGCAUCAAGGGCAAGGCCAGCAAGAAGAAGCAGCUGCAGGUGACACAGGAGCGCGGGGAGGACAGCCCCUCCUCCCAGCAGCCCAAGUGGUCGGAGAGCCCCGCGUCCCACGCCAGCGACGAGUACGACGCCUGGGCGGACUUCCGGACACGCGCCAGCUCCACGGCCAGCACGCUGAGCGGGCGCCUCUCGCCCAUCAUGGCCAACCACGAGCCUGACGAGCUGGAGGAGGAUGAUGGCACCCCCUCCUCCCCGCUGAUGUACCCCAGCCCCUCCAGCACCAUGUCUCCUUCCCUCAGCGCCCGCUGCUCCGUGGAGCUGCCCCGGCUGACCGACCUGACCGGCACCAUCAGCCUGAACGAGAGCCUCGGGGAGAGCAUGCUGGAGGACCUGCAGGAUGGCUACGCCAUGAGCCCGAGCCAGCAGCUCCCGCCGGCCGCCCUGCGGCAGCGCAGCUCCAGCUUCACCUUCAACUCCAAGUGCUCCAACAUGGGGGCUGCCGGCAACACCUACUGCGGGACCAUCUACAGCCAGCCGGCCAUGGGCCUCAUGCGCCGCCUGCCCAUGCAGACCAUCCAGGAGAACAAGCAGGCCACCUUCUCUCCCGUCAGCUCCUACAGGAACGCCUCGCUGCAGGACCUGCUCUCCUCCAUCUCCUACAUGCACAAGGAGAGCAUGGUCCCGGGGGACCUGCCCCUGCCGCAGGCCAGCCCCAUGGUGCCGGCCCGUGGCCACAGACACAACCCGCUGCUGUGCGGGGGCGGGGAGCAGGGCCUGUCCUCCUACCCGUCCCACCCGGGCUCUCUCAUGAAGAGCGGCGCGUUGUACCACCCGUCACCAGCCGGCCACCACCCCGCGGUCAACACCAGUGCCUUAGCCAAUCCUGUCAGCCUUAUGAGCCUGCCCAGCGACUCGUGCAGCAUGGCGGCCAUGCCGCACCACGGGCACCUGCAUCCCUACGCCAAUAACCAAGGGGCACACAUGAGCCUGCUGGAUUCGCUGCAGGGCCCCUACCCGGGGGCCGUCCACCCCCCCGUGUUGGGCCAAGACAGGUUCCCAGCAGACCUGGACCUGGACAUGUUCAACGGGAGCCUGGAGUGCGACGUGGAGUCGAUCAUCCUGAAUGACUUUAUGGACAGCGACGAGAUGGACUUCAACUUCGACUCGGCCCUCCCGCCGCAGAACGGGCUCAACGUGCCCGCGCUGCCCGGGGGGCCACAGCCCACAAACCAGAGCUGGGUGCCUGGGUGAUGCCCGCCCCGGGGGGGGCUGACCACCGGGAAGCCACGAGGGGAACAUUGAGACUAACUUUUUUUUUCCUUUCUCUUCUGCCUUUGUUUGUUAAGAUGGGCGAGAGCCGUCGGUCUGAGCUCGAGGUUGAACACGGAACACAAACCGGAGGGUCAAAUACUGAGAUGGAGGGGGAGGGCCCCCAGCCCCACGUGUGCCCCGUCUGCUGGGUCCUCCCGUGGGCAUCCUCCAGAGGACACAGGGCAGCUGAGUGGGAGAGGCAGCUGGAGCCAGACGGAUCCAGGGGGGUAGCAGGAAGGGAAGGCCUUUCCAGAUGGUCCCAGUGCCCCACUGUGAUGGUGCCAGUUUGAUUUGCCCUUGGGCUGGGUGACGGAGCGGUGACGGCUGGUGGUGUGGUCGUUUCCCAUGGGAAGGGACUGUUCCCUGAGCCACCUUGGGAAAUGAGUCCUCUGGGUAGAAGUGUCAGGAGUGGGGACCCUGCCCCAGGGUUGGGGGGGCUCGUCACCCCUCAGUCCUGGUGGAGGUCAGAGCUCUGCCAAGCCCACACACCCAGGACACCUCCACAGGGAGUGUCCUUGUGUGGCCCCAGGCAGGUUCUCUUACUGAGCAGUGAGAGGGGUGGUGAUGGAGGGGAGGGUGUGCAGGCAGCAGCCCUGGGAACAGCAUCUGGGCAGCCCCCUCGCCUGCUGGGGGCUGGGGGUGCCCCAGGAAUGCUGCAGUCCCUGCCUGGGGCAGGCGUGGGCAGGGCCCUGGGGGGUCCUGCUGGGAGUGAUGUGCUGCUGGAAUGGGUCCCCUGUGCUGGAGGCUCAGGGGCAGCUCGCAGGGUUGGGGAGGGGGGCGUAUUUAUUUGAUUUCAUGCACUCUUUUGCCAUUGAGUUUUUGCAUUGGAAGGAAGAAAGGGUCGAGCUUAGGGACAGGAGAAAGAGGCCGUGAGCAGUGCUGGUGGCUGUGUCCUGUCACAGGGCUCAUCUUGGCUUGGAUGAUCAUCUUUGGGUGCUGGAUGAUGGGGUGAAAGCUGUGAU